CUGCCGCCCGAGCCGCGAGUGACCUGCCGUCUGGAGGCGCGCGCGCGUGGUCCGUUAGCUCUCCGGUAUCGUCGGCGGCGUUGGUGACGCGCAGCGUUGGCCGGCGCACCAGACGGCAGUGAUGCCCUCGCACAGCUACAAGGUUAAUGACCCAGUGCAGACGAUGAGCUACCGUCGGAGCGGCGGCCCGGCCGCGCCGGGUCACCGGGAGAACGGCGGACACCAGAACGGCGGUGGCGCGCCGCCGCCGCCCUCCUCCUGGAAGAACAGCUACGUGCCGGCCUACAGCAAUGGCAAGAGCAAUGGACAGCCGCUGGAGCCGCUGGCCGUCCAGCCGAAGACGGACGUGACGCAGACGCAGGAGCGUGGCCAGUGGGCCUCCAAGUGGGAGUUCAUCUUCUCCUGCAUUGGCCUGUCGGUCGGCAUCGGCAACGUGUGGCGCUUCCCCUACCUCGCCUACGAGAACGGCGGCGGAGCGUUCCUGAUUCCGUACGUCAUCAUCCUGUUCCUGGUGGGGAAGCCGAUGUACCUGAUGGAGACGGCCAUCGGCCAGUACAGCCAGCUGGGGCCCGUCUCCAUGUGGAAGAUGGCGCCCGUCAUGAAAGGCGUGGGAGCGGCCAUGGUCGUGAUGUCGGUGAUCGUCGCCAUCUACUACAACGUCAUCAUGGCAUACACGCUGUUCUUCACGUUCGCCUCAUUCCAGUCUGGCGCCGCGCCCUGGAGCGAGUGUCAUGAUUGGUUCGCUGACGACAACUGUUUCGUGCGUAACUCUUCCUUCCCGGCGUGCAAGUACCUAGUAUUGCAGAACAUCACCAACUUCACAGCCGGCGUCACCUGCCACACCAAGACCGAGCUGGCCUCCGAACAGUACUUCAAAAACUACGUGUUGCGUGUGACGGACGUCGGCCUGGAGACGCCGGGCGUCAUUGGCGACAUCAACUGGCAGCUGGCGCUGUGCCUGCUGCUCUCAUGGAUCAUCGUCUUCCUCUGUCUGAUGAAGGGCGUCAAGAGCUCGGGCAAGGUGGUGUACGUGACAGCCACACUGCCCUACAUCUUCCUGAUCGCCAUCCUGGCGUACGGCUGCACGCUGCCCGGCGCCAUCGAAGGCGUCAAGUUCUUCUUCAUCCCCGAGUGGGAGAAGCUCAAGGACAUCAACGUAUGGCAGAAGGCGGCUGAGCAAAUGUUCUUCUCGCUGAGCGUGUCCUGGGGAGGCAUCAUCAUGUUCGGCUCCUACAACAAGUUCAACAACAAGGUGCACAUCGACGCCAUGCUGAUCACCUCGCUGGACUUCAUCACCUCCAUCAUCGCGAGUGUGGCCGUCUUCAGCAUCAUGGGCUCAAUGGCCCAGUCUGCAGGAGUCAAGGUGGACCAGGUGGUCAAGUCAGGCCAGGGCCUGGCCUUCAUCGCUUUCCCAGAGGCCAUCGGCGCAGUGCCCGGCUGGCAGAUUUGGUCCGUCCUCUUCUUCAUCAUGCUCUUCACCCUCGGGCUCGACACGGAGUUUGCCCUGCUGGAGACGGUGACUACUGCCGUCUACGACGCGUUUCCGUCCACAAGAAAGAGCAAGGCGCUCGUCACCCUCAUCGCCUCCAGCUCCUGCUUCUUGAUGGGGCUUCCGUGCGUCUCCCAGGCGGGCCCGUACAUCCUGCACCUGAUGGACAACUUCGGCGGCCUGGGCGUCAUGGUGAUCGCCGUGUUCGAGCUGGUCGGCAUCAUGUGGGUGUACGGCGUGCGGCGCUUCGCCGACAACCUCCAGUUCAUGGUCGGCUUCCGACCCAGCAUCUUCUGGAAGGUCUGCUGGGCGUUUGUGUCGCCCGUGAUGCUGGCGUCCAUUUUCGCGUACUCCAUGUACGAAUAUAAGCCGCCCACGUACGGCGACUACGAGUUCCCAGAGUGGGCCAUUUACGUCGGCUGGGGCCUGGUCGGCGUCUCCCUGGUGCAGAUACCGCUCUGGGCACUGUGCACCAUGCUCUACUACCUCUGCAGAUGGAGGCCGAAGCAGGCGUUCCAGCCGCUACCCAGCUGGGGGCCCGGCGACAGGGAGGCGCGCAGCAGACUGCUGGCGCUCCAGCACCAGAUGCACCAACGGGACCGGCUGCGUGGCCUCGACAACCACGCCAUGGAGCUGGAGCGAGUAUAGGCCCGCUGCGGCAUGCGCCGAACGUCCUAGGUGCUGUGCAUAGGUGGCGCUGAGAACGCCGGCGAGUGCUGUAUAGGAGGCGCUAUGGGGUGAGUGGACCAGGGGGUGAUGGAUGCCAGUCGAUGAGAAGCGGCUAAGAUGCGCCAGACGGUGGUCUUGACAGCGUCCGCCGGCCACCAGAGGCCGUGUGCCAGUCGACGGGCUGGCGGCUAAGAUGCGCCAGACGGCGGUCUUGACAGCGUCCGCCGGCCACCAGAGGCCGUGUGCCAGUCGACGGGCUGGCGAGGCGCGUGGCCGCCAUCGGCAGCAUCGCCCACGCACGGAGGGAACUCACCGACGGGCUGCGUCGUUGGCCGGCGCCGGCCAGGAAGGCGGGUCUCCAGCCCGCCGCUGUGCCAGCCGCCGCUCAGAGCGAUCAGCUGCAGCGGAAGAUCAGGCAGGGAAGCACGGCAAGCGAGGGGCGGCCGCAUGUGCAGAGUGAGGUGGCAGGGAGGCGCGAGAGCGAGAGGCGGCUGCAUGUGCAAAGUGAGGUGAAUAGAGCGACACAGUCUGGUCGAGGCCCGCCAGCGAGGUGGACAAGGCGGCGGAGCCUGGUCGAGGCCCGCCAGUGAGGUGGAUAGGGCAGCGGAGCCUGGUCGAGGCCCGCCAGUGGGGUGGAUAUGGCGGCGGAGCCUGGUCGAGGCCCGCCAGUGAGGUGGAUAUGGCGACGCAGUCUGGUCGAGGCCCGCCAGCGAGGUGGAUAGGACAGCGGAGCCCGGUCGAGGCCCACCAGCGAGGUGGAUAGGGCAGCGGAGCCCGGUCGAGACCCUCCAGCAGCUGAUCAUGCCUUGUUCCUGAACUGUGUCGAGGAGGAAACUGUUUGUGCACUGGUUUCCAGCGUGAGAAGUCGUGUUCUACAGCGAUGACAGCUCUUUUACGAGUGCGUUUUACAAGUGCAAGCUCUUGCAAGUGUGGCUGAAACAUCGGAUCAAUGGACCAAACUCAAACGAGCACCAGGGCAACAUACCAUCAUUAAGCAAGCAAUCGUUCCAUCCCGUCACAAAUAUUGUGACAUAAGACACUUUGAUACCAUUUUAGCAAGCUUUUCUGAUGCUCAUAUCCAUCUUGUCCAUCUGUAAAUAGCCUAUCGCGCGAGCAUGCCUUGGUAUAUGAAAAUGUGACACUAUGCGAACAUAUAAAUAGCAUUCACCGAGACCCCGGAAUUCCACCGUGCAUGUUGAUAACGCCGAACAAUAAAUGACAUACAAAACACGA
Molecule: messenger RNA, 3391 nt
Organism: Pollicipes pollicipes
Lineage: Eukaryota; Metazoa; Arthropoda; Thecostraca; Pollicipedomorpha; Pollicipedidae
Product: sodium- and chloride-dependent glycine transporter 2
Exons: 13
Coding region: 122-2137 (671 amino acids)
Biological process (GO): nitrogen compound transport; sodium ion transmembrane transport; amino acid import across plasma membrane
Cellular component (GO): plasma membrane
Molecular function (GO): glycine transmembrane transporter activity; amino acid:sodium symporter activity
Source: RefSeq, a predicted model, not a curated record